Capsella rubella is the source of this 1231-nucleotide messenger RNA. RefSeq names its product serine/arginine-rich SC35-like splicing factor SCL33. Gene Ontology annotation, biological process: mRNA splicing, via spliceosome. Gene Ontology annotation, molecular function: RNA binding. Bases 97 to 948 code for a protein of 283 amino acids. Lineage: Eukaryota; Viridiplantae; Streptophyta; Magnoliopsida; Brassicales; Brassicaceae. The record is from RefSeq and is a predicted model, not a curated record. Gene Ontology annotation, cellular component: cytoplasm; nuclear speck. The transcript has 6 exons.
UUUGAUCAAUCUUUUUCCAAUUUCUUGAAGCAUCGCUUCUUCGUCGUUCGUCACCACCGAGCUUUGUCCACAGAGAGGUUGAAGAAGCUUGAUUCGAUGAGAGGAAGGAGCUACACACCGUCACCACCAAGGGGUUAUGGGAGGAGGGGUCGAAGCCCAAGCCCUAGAGGCCGAUAUGGAGGUCGUAGCAGGGACCUCCCCACCAGUCUUUUGGUUCGCAAUCUACGCCAUGAUUGCAGGCAAGAAGAUCUCAGGAGGUCAUUUGAGCAGUUUGGUCCACUCAAAGACAUUUACUUGCCAAGGGAUUACUAUACUGGAGAUCCACGAGGGUUUGGAUUCGUUCAGUUUGAGGACCCUGCUGAUGCUGCUGACGCAAAAUAUCACAUGGAUGGGUAUCUUCUUCUUGGCCGGGAAUUGACUGUUGUGUUUGCAGAAGAGAACAGGAAGAAACCCACUGAAAUGAGGUUAAGGGAGCGUGGUGGAGGAAGUAGGAGCAGCAGAUUUCGGGAUAGAAGGCGUACUCCCCCUCGCUACUACUCUCGCUCCCGUUCUCCUCCCCCUCGACGUGCUAGAUCUCGGUCACGGAGCGGUGGCUAUUAUUCUCCCGCUAGGAGACAUCAUCCAAGGUCUAUCUCGCCCAGGGAAGAACGAUAUGAUGGGGGAAGAUCAUACUCUCGCUCACCAGCCUAUAAUGGCUCAAGGGGUCGCAGUGUAAGUCCAGCCAGAGGUAAGAGCCGCAGCAUAAGCCUCAGCCCUAGAAGAAGCAUAAGCCCCAGCCCUAGAAGAAGCAUAAGCCGUAGCCCAAGAAGAAGCAGGAGCCGGAGCCCGAGGAGAAAUAGGAGCUUGAGCCCAAAAAGAAGCAGAAGCAACACUCCUGACCCAGCCAGAAGCAGGAGCCAGAGCCCGCAUGGAGGGCUAGAUGAUGAAGAUCGUUCACCAAGCCAGUGAUUGAUUCUUCACUCUUAUGCUAGUCUUCUCUAGAUUAUGGCUGUCUUGCGUACCCUUAUUCUAAGACAAGGUUAAGAUGAUACCGAAAAGAUGAGAAUGUUAUGUAGGGUGGAAUUUGGUUUUUUAUGUUUUGAUCUAUGGAUGAUGUGGGGACAUGUUACUGUUACCCUUGAUCUAUGUUCUUUUAAGACAUAAUCUUGGGUUGUUAUGGAAAUUGCAACAUUGGUCCGUCAAGUCAACCAAAGUAAACCAUCAUAUAUAAAAAAAGCUUUUGUUUUGGUUA